Rhagoletis pomonella (apple maggot) is the source of this 516-nucleotide messenger RNA. RefSeq lists its product as uncharacterized. Lineage: Eukaryota; Metazoa; Arthropoda; Insecta; Diptera; Tephritidae. Bases 1 to 516 code for a protein of 171 amino acids. The transcript has a single exon. The record is from RefSeq and is a predicted model, not a curated record.
AUGCGUGUUUCCAAAUAUUGCUCAAAAUUACCUGUAUCACGAUUGGUUGAGAGAACGCGCAAUACCGGCACCAAAAAUGUGCAUGUCAAUUAUACCAAUUAUCAAAUUCUAGAAAAAUUGCCGUAUGAAGUGACAACAUAUAAAUCUGUUGACAACGCAAUGAAUCAAGAUGACGCAGUGAAUUAUCCAGUCGAAUUUUUGAAUUCAAUGGAACCGCCUGGUAUGCCACCAUAUUGUUUGAAUUUAAAGGUCGGCUCAUCAAUUAUUUUACUACGGAAUGUAAAUGCUCCAAAACUGUGUAAUGGCACAAGACUGGCAGUAAAAAAAUUGAUGACGAAUUUAGUUGAAGCAACAAUACUGACUGGCAAAGCGAAAGGUGAAAUUGUGCUCAUGCCACGUAUUCCACUGAUAAAAACAGACAUGACGUUUGAAUUCAAGCGUUUGCAAUUCCCAGUGCGUCUAGCAUUUGCCAUGUCCGUCAACAAGGCGGACAAACUCUUCAAGUAUUCGGAUUGA